AUGGUUAGCUCAAGUGCUUACUCCCGCUACACCAACAUGGUCCUUGCCAAACCCUAAUUUUCAGCAAAGAUCUCUAAGAUUCUGACUGUCUCAACUGUUCAGUUUGUCCAAUUUGAUUCUCCACCUGCUAGUUUCUAACGUGCUCCAGGAACUGCAAGAUCCUUAAUUAUCCUUAUUCUUAAGAAGUUCAGCACACAAUUGAAUUCACUUGGGAUCGAAAUAGAGGUAUUGAUUACCUUACCUAUCAGACCAGAAGACAUUUCAUUGGAGAAGGAAAGGAAAGUGGUGAAGCUUCAGAAAGGUGAGGAUUGCUUUAGCAGAUGA
Messenger RNA from Stylonychia lemnae, 324 nucleotides. NCBI's taxonomy places the organism in Eukaryota, Ciliophora, Spirotrichea, Sporadotrichida, Oxytrichidae. The record is from the annotation of a GenBank genome assembly.